UCCGCGCGGCUCCGCCACAAGCGCGCAGCCCCCGCGCACCUCGGACGGCGCCGCGAUGCUGCUGGAGCGGGUCCGCGGCGGCUCGGAGAAGGCAGCGGAGCUCUGCCCCUUCCCGCGGAGCCCAGAGAUCCCGCUGUGCGCCGGCUGCAACCAGCACAUCGUGGACAGGUUCAUCCUCAAGGUCCUGGACCGGCACUGGCACAGCAAGUGCCUGAAAUGCUCCGACUGCCAGACGCAGCUGGCCGAGAAGUGCUUCAGCCGCGGGGACGGCGUGUACUGCAAGGAGGACUUCUUCAAGCGCUUCGGGACGAAGUGUGCCGCCUGCCAGCAGGGCAUCCCCCCGACCCAGGUGGUGCGGCGGGCGCAGGACUUCGUGUACCACCUGCACUGCUUCGCCUGCAUCGUCUGCAAGCGGCAGCUGGCCACCGGCGACGAGUUCUACCUGAUGGAGGACAGCAGGCUGGUCUGCAAGGCCGACUACGAGACGGCCAAGCAGAGAGGUACCCCCGCCCCGUCCCCUACACCCCCGGGGGCUGGAGAGGCCCGGCCCGGCCCCCCCCCUGCCCGUCGGGAGCCGCCCGAGCCUCGGGGAGGGGGGGGAGCGGGGCCGGCGGCCGCUGCCGUCGGGUGGGGCGCUGGGGGAGGCCGGGGGUCCCGGCUCCCCUCGGGGACCCGGCUGCUGAUCCCCCCCCCCAACCCCCCGCCGGCAGAGGCUGAGUCGACGGCCAAGCGGCCCCGCACCACCAUCACGGCCAAGCAGCUGGAGACCCUGAAAAACGCCUACAACAACUCGCCCAAGCCGGCGCGGCACGUCCGGGAGCAGCUCUCGUCGGAGACCGGGCUGGACAUGCGGGUGGUGCAGGUGUGGUUCCAGAACCGCCGGGCCAAGGAGAAGAGGCUGAAGAAGGACGCGGGGAGGCAGCGGUGGGGGCAGUACUUCAGGAACAUGAAGCGCUCCCGGGGCGCCUCCAAGUCCGACAAGGACAGCAUCCAGGAGGAGGGCCCCGACAGCGACGCCGAGGUCUCCUUCACAGACGAGCCCUCCAUGUCCGAGAUGAGCCACUCCAACGGGAUUUACAGCAACCUCAGCGAGGCGUCCCCGGCUCUGGGGAGGCAGGCUGGGACCAACGGGAGCUUUGCUCUGGAUCACAGCGGCAUCCCAGCUCAGGACCAGUACCACGACUUGCGCUCCAACAGCCCCUACGGGAUACCCCAGUCCCCAGCCUCCUUGCAAGCGCUGCCGGGCCACCAGCCUUUAAUCUCCAGCUUGGUUUACCCCGACAACAGCCUGGGCAUCAUGGGACAAGGCGGACAGGGGGUGCCCCAGCCCAUGAGGGUCCUGGCCGGGAACGGACCCAGCUCCGACCUCUCCACCGGCAGCAGCGGGGGGUACCCGGAUUUUCCUGCCAGCCCAGCCUCGUGGCUGGACGAAGUCGACCACGCUCAGUUUUGAUACAGGAUCCACCACCGUGCAGUGGGAAGGGGAAGGACCCGUCGCUCUCAAACGCCGUCUGCUCCCGGAGAAAAGGCACGGACAGGCCCUGAGGCCGAGCGGGGCAGGAAGGCGCCGGCACGGCGAGCACCGACGGGCUUUCGGAGGCGACCCGGCGGUGGGUCAGCAGCGGACGGCGGUCAAAGGGAGACCACAGCAUAAGGGACGUCCAAACGAACCGGUCAUUGUGUCUUUACUAAACACCGAGACUUGUGCUUUACAGAUUUGAUAGAAGGUAUUUUGCUUUCUGUUGUCAGUGCAUUCUCCAAAGCGAGGACUUGCUUCAUCACCCAUCCACGCCGAAAACCUUUUUAAGAGAAAAUAAAGUCCUCAUCCACAGUAAAAGUUGUGACAAUGUCUAUAUUUCUAUAGGAGAAAUGUUGAUAGUGAAUCACUUCAGAAAUCCAUGGUAGAAAACCUCUCUGUUCUUCCAGCAGAUUUUUUAAAAGCGCACCGAUGGGGUAUGUUUGGUUUUAUUUCCAAUUUACGUUCACUUUUCUAAAAUGAAAUGCUCUUUAAUAUGCCAAUCACUGAUCAGCAACUCUUCUCCUUUGUAAAGUGAAGAUCAUGUUAACUCUGCUUCUCAUCUUUUUAAUUUGUAGAUUCCUAGUUUUAUUCUUCCAGAUAAGCAUUAAACCGUGAAUAGCUGUAUUUAUUACCAAAUGACUACACUUUUAUCUCGAGGGCAAGAGGUGUUUUUUCUUGGCCCGGGAACACCAGUGGCUCUGGGUUGUGAAUUUCAUGCUUUUCUUUAAAAUCCCUUUGCAAGAGUUUUACUGCAAAGUGUCUCAGACUCGUCCUGAUGUCUUGUUGCCAAAUUCCUUCCCAGGAGGGCUCUGGGCAGGGGCCGGUGGCUCCGUUUCAGCCGCUCCUUGUCGUGGCAAGUGCUCGCCUCCCUGGUGGCACUUCUCUGUCUGAGACAUUUGUGUCAUCCUGCAGAUACGGCGUGAGCCGAUCGUGAGGAAAGGCAAGGCAUUAUGUAUAUUGUUACCUGUAAAAAUGGUUGAAUUUACUGUAGAUUAUGUGAACGUCCCGUGUCUUUUAUUUAUAUUCUCGCUUUCUCUCUGAUGAUCAAAUACUUCAAGACUACAAAUAAAUUUGUCA
This is a messenger RNA of Cygnus olor (mute swan), 2596 nucleotides long. It is a transcript of the gene LHX3, whose product is annotated as LIM homeobox 3. NCBI's taxonomy places the organism in Eukaryota, Metazoa, Chordata, Aves, Anseriformes, Anatidae. Gene Ontology annotation, molecular function: RNA polymerase II transcription regulatory region sequence-specific DNA binding; DNA-binding transcription factor activity, RNA polymerase II-specific. Gene Ontology annotation, cellular component: nucleus. The transcript is spliced from 5 exons. Gene Ontology annotation, biological process: neuron differentiation; regulation of transcription by RNA polymerase II. The coding region runs from base 56 to 1453 and encodes 465 amino acids. The record is from RefSeq and is a predicted model, not a curated record.